ACUUAGUAAUCAUGCCAUGAACACGUCCACGAUCGCAUGGGGAGGUACACCAGAAGAGAGACCGGAGUUCCCAGUGCUCGUGAUUGGGGGUACCCUGGACCUGUAACAAUUGAUACUUAUCUUUGUUCUCUGGUGCCAAAGGAAAGCACGCCGUGGUGCUCAAGUAGCAGUGUCCAACAUGAACAUGAUUGUACAACUGCUACCAUACACCUCGUUCUGGAUCUUGGGAGUAUUUCAUGAGACUCUUGACUUACAUACUAGUUGGCCGCCGUUAACGGGGUGCUCGUCCUUCAUCGUCAUCAACCCGAGGGGGAGUUGUGCCCAAAAUGCAUUCCGAUGAUCGCUGCAUGUGAACAUUCACUCACUAGGCCCUCGGGGAGAGCCUGCUUGAUACAGUGCCUGUGCUUAUACUUAUCUAUUCAUUGACUAACACAUAUCCAUAUCGAUGAUACGACAAUAUCCAUUCAGAUCGGAUUAGCCGUUGGAAGCCGUUGUCGGACGUCUACAGUGCUGUCAGUCCAUGAUUGUAUCUCGGUAGACAGUCCUCCUCCCCGGAAAUGGAGUCGAGACCCCUACUACGAACAUGGCAAUUCAGGAAAGUAACCCCGGAUCCACACUCUGGAGCCCACCUGCACUGCACAUACUUCUCUCCGCAUCAAUUGUUUAUGGCAAUGGUCCACCACUCGGGGUUCAAGUUGUCUAAAAAGAUGAGAACCGAGCCGAAUACAAAGAGACUGGUCAUGAACCUGCGCUGCACCGGCAUACACCCCAAUUAUUGUCAAUCUCGAACCAAACUGAACCAUUGCCUCAUAUCACUCAACAAACAAAAUAUAAUCCAAAAAGAAUCUCAAGAGACCAAGGACAUCAUUUAAUUAACUUACACUGCCGUUUCUUCUACCGCCCUCUCUUCACUUAAAUCGACCUUAGCCCGAAAAUGGACGUCCCUGGCAUCGCCCUCGUGACAGGAGCAGCAUCCGGAAUUGGCCGCGCCUGCGCAAAAGCAUUCGCCCGCGAAGGAGCAUCUGGAAUCGCCCUCGUGGACGUGAACAAGGACGCCCUUGAAUUCGUUAAAGCCGAAGUCGAACAAACCCGCACCAACAAAGACUCACGGGUCGAAAUAUACGUGCUCGACGUAACGGACGAAGACCAAGUCAACAAAACAGUCACCAGCGUCGCCACCACAUUCGGCCGCCUCGACUACGUGGUCAACGCGGCCGGAAUCGCAAUGAAACACCCCGGCGGCGCAGCAUUCUGCGAAACCAAAGACUGGCAACGCAUCAUGGCGAUCAAUUUGACAGGCACAUUCUUCGUACUCCGCGCCGCCGCACAGAUCAUGUUGAAGCAGGAACCGAUCAAAUCUUCCAUUGAUGGCCGACCACUACAGCGCGGAUCAAUCGUGAAUUUCGGUUCGAUCCAGGCCGUCGUCGGGAUCCCUUUGUCGACGGCAUACACGGUGACGAAACAUGGUGUUUUGGGACUCACCAAAACGGCGUCCGAGGAUUAUGCCAAGGAUGGAUUGAGGAUUAAUGCUAUUUGUCCGGGGUACACGGAGACGCCUAUGACGACGAAAUCUCCAUUGGUGUUGCAGGCUAUGAUGGAGAGAAUCGAAACGGCGGUGCCGAUGCAGAGAAUGGGGAAACCGGAGGAGAUUGCUGAUGGGGUGAUUUAUCUUGCGGGCGGGAGGAGUUCGUUUGUUACGGGGACUUCGCUUUUUGUCGAUGGUGGGUAUACUGAGCGGUAGAAUGCAAACAAGUCUUGUCAAUAGAAUAUAUUAUAUUUUCGUGGCAGAAACAACAGG
Messenger RNA from Exophiala dermatitidis NIH/UT8656, 1798 nucleotides. Its product is annotated as 3-oxoacyl-[acyl-carrier protein] reductase. Lineage: Eukaryota; Fungi; Ascomycota; Eurotiomycetes; Chaetothyriales; Herpotrichiellaceae. The transcript has a single exon. Bases 935 to 1741 code for a protein of 268 amino acids. Gene Ontology annotation, molecular function: oxidoreductase activity, acting on the CH-OH group of donors, NAD or NADP as acceptor. The record is from RefSeq and is a predicted model, not a curated record.